Messenger RNA from Osmerus eperlanus (European smelt), 3270 nucleotides. RefSeq names its product ETS transcription factor ERG (gene erg). Gene Ontology annotation, cellular component: nucleus. The transcript is spliced from 11 exons. NCBI's taxonomy places the organism in Eukaryota, Metazoa, Chordata, Actinopteri, Osmeriformes, Osmeridae. Gene Ontology annotation, biological process: regulation of transcription by RNA polymerase II; cell differentiation. Gene Ontology annotation, molecular function: sequence-specific DNA binding; DNA-binding transcription factor activity, RNA polymerase II-specific. Bases 198 to 1664 code for a protein of 488 amino acids. The record is from RefSeq and is a predicted model, not a curated record.
GUUCUUAGUAGAUGCCGCCUGGCGACCGGCGACGUAGGUUACCAAAGCAGUUCACCAGACAAUAAAACGAAUGCCUAUUUAUUUUUCCUGCACCUUUCCGACAACUUCAUCACCACCAUUGACGACACAGUAUAAUACCGAACCGGCUGUGUAGUGUGUGGCUGUGUUGUCUAGGUGUCUGAUGUCUACCGGGGGUCAUGAUUCAGACUGGAGCAGAUCCUGCCGGACCAACCAAAGAAGCGUUGUCGGUGGUGAGUGAAGACCAGUCACUGUUCGAGUGUGCUUACGGAACUUCCCAGCAUCCCAAGACGGAGAUGACGGCGUCUUCGGCCAGCGAUUACGGCCAGGCAGCCAAGAUGAGCCCUCGGGUAAACCAGCAGGACUGGCUGCCCCAGCCCCCUGCUCGUGUCACCAUCAAGAUGGAGUGCAACAGUGGCCAGCUCAACGGAAACAGGACCUCUCCGGACAGCUGCGGAGGGGGGAAGGUGGUAAAGCUGGCCAGUGGAGGAGGUGGGGCAGAGAGCACAACCCCUGUGAGCUACGGCAGCUACAUGGAGGACAAACACAUUGCUCCUCCAAACAUGACCACCAACGAGCAUAGGGUCAUUGUUCCCGCAGACCCUACUCUGUGGUCCACGGAGCACGUGCGCCAGUGGCUUGAGUGGGCUGUGAAGGAGUACGGCCUGCUGGAUGUGGACACGGCUCUCUUUCACAACGUGGAUGGCAAGGAGCUCUGCAAGAUGAGCAAGGAGGACUUCCAGAGGCUUACGCUCAGCUACAACGCAGACAUCCUGCUAUCCCACCUGCACUACCUCAGAGAGACUCCACUUCCUCACUUGACUUCCGAUGAUGUUGACAAAGCCUUACAAAACUCGCCGCGGUUAAUGCAUGCUCGCAACACAGGAGGGGCGAGUUUCAUCUUCCCCAACGCUCCAGUUUAUCCCACUGACUCCCCCAGAGUGCCUGUCAGGGCAGACUUGUCAUACGAAGCAGCCAGAAGGUCUGGAUGGCCUCCACAAGCUGUGCCUUCUACCAAAGGUUCCCAGCCAUCCCCUGCCAUUGUGACCAAAACAGAGGAACAGAGGCCACAGCUUGAUCCCUAUCAGAUUCUGGGACCGACAAGUAGCAGGCUGGCUAACCCAGGCUCUGGUCAGAUCCAGCUGUGGCAGUUCCUGCUGGAGCUUCUGUCGGACAGCGCAAAUUCCAGCUGCAUCACCUGGGAGGGCACCAACGGGGAGUUCAAGAUGACCGACCCAGACGAGGUGGCGAGGCGCUGGGGCGAGCGCAAGAGCAAGCCCAACAUGAACUACGACAAGCUGAGCCGCGCGCUGCGCUACUACUACGACAAGAACAUCAUGACCAAGGUGCACGGCAAACGCUACGCAUACAAGUUCGACUUCCACGGCAUCGCCCAGGCUUUGCAGCCCCACCCCCCGGAAUCUUCCAUGUACAAGUACCCUUCUGACCUGUCCUACAUAAGCACCUACCACGCCCACCAGCAGAAGGUCAACUUUGUCACACCCCAUCCUCAGGCACUCCCAGUCUCCUCUUCCAGCUUCUUUGCCACCCCCAACCCUUACUGGAACUCCCCCACAGGUGGUAUCUACCCCAACACGAGGCACCCAGCGGCACACAUGCCCUCCCAUCUGGGAACCUACUAUUAGAUGUACCAGAGGGAGGUCAUUCAGGUGCCACAUUAAUGGUGAACCUGAAUAAAUAAACUGGAUGAAAACAAGGCAGAGAUGGGGCUUAAUCAGCCCUUAUCAAAGGGGAAAUGAUCAACAAAGAAGAAUUAUGGAAAGUAGGGUAAAUGCUGUAAUACUAGGACAUGAGCUGAAGAGGAAGACUAAGGUUUUUUAAAGGAAUAAGAGAAGGGAUGAGAGAAUGUAAAUAAAUAACGAUAUAAGUCGGUGAUCAAAAUCAGUGGUAUAGAAUGCUUAAACGAACAGAGGCAUUAUAGGAAGUAUGGGACGUAUGGGAAAGGAAGAUUAGUAAAGAUAAGUAGACAUAAAAAGUAGUUGUAAGUGGACAACAUUACAAAAUCAAGUUAUUUUAAAAUAGAGAUACAUAUAUAAAAACAUACAAUAGCUGCAUGAAUAGUUACUUUUACAUAUGUGUUUAAACUAUUAGACCACCUUAUUUAAAGAAGUAAACAUAUCAAAGACUGUAAUGAUAAAGGGAGAUGAGAGAAGGUGAGAAAAGGAUCAUAGUUUGUGAUACUUUGCGUGCACAGAUUGAUAAAGGACGGGUAGCUGUUGAAAAACUGUGAACAAAGCACGUACAGGAACCACCUUUGGUAAAUCAGUGCAAGAUGGGCAUGUUGCAUGACCAUGUUUUGGGCCAUGGCACUAUACAGUAUACAGUAUACACAGGUUUAAUCUCUAUGGUUGGGACUCACAGGACAAUAUGAGAUCAAAGGCGUGAGGGCAACGAGUACCUGAAUGACAGUGAAUAUCAGAAUGAAUGGCUGACUAGAGACACUUAAUAUGUGAAAAUAUUAUUAUUCCUUUAUAUAUAAACUGCCAUGUCUUAUCAGUAUUAUAAUGCAUACAGUAUGGCAUUCUUGGAUGUAAAGGGAAGCUAUAUUACUUGACUGUUAUUCUUAGAGUUUGCCUUGAAAACAUUCCAUCAGUGUUGUAUUUGGGAAAUUUGAAGACUAGAAAAAAACUGGAAUAUGCAGGAUUCGUAUGAAGUUGUGUAUGACCUCAACCCUUUUAGGGGGAAUUGAGAGUUUUUUUGACCAGUGCCUUACCACAGAAACUCUCAAUUCUGAAGAGAUUUUACAAAAAGUGCAAAUGUUUUAUUUUUUUUCCUGAGUCGCGAACGCUGUGCGUUUGUUAGAUUGAAGUAUUCAAGUCAGUGUUUUAUUUCUUUUUAUAUUAUAAAUAUAUAACUUAUGCAUUUAUACACUACGAGUUGAUCUCAGACAGCCAAAGAGACACAAUGUUUUUUUCUAGAAAUAGAGAUGAAAAAGCCAUUGAAAUGGACCAAAGUGGGCAAUAAGAAAUUCAAAAACAUUCUUGCCUUUCAGCAUUAAGCUUUGUAUACAGUUUACAUACAUAAACAAUAUAUACUUAUAUACAACUGAUUGUGUUGGCCAGGCAAGAUAUGGCAGAUCAGUUGGGUAGAACACCUUUAAGCUGACAAACCUUGUAAAAGCAUUUAAACCGGACUGAAAUACUGAGAUUUAUGAUGUAAAGGAAAUAUAAAAAUGAUAUACUUUGAUAGAUUUUUCUACUGUGUCAUUUCUAAUAAAGUAUUUUCAACCAA